AUUCCCACAGAUCUUCAGAGGUCUGGUAGGAGUCCACCUGGAGGGACACAAGGGAUUAAAAGUGAUGCCCGUUCUAUGGCGUGGGAUGCCUCUGUUAGAGGGACUGAAUCCCCCAGCCUUCUCUCAAACCCCCCUUUGGAUCUGAGGACAGAAAGACCCGCUCCUGCCGCCUUCUUCCAUUGCUGUGCCCUCCUCCUCCUGGCCCCGGGCGAGAAGCAGCAACAGGCGGGCGGAGCCUCCCCGCCGGGCCGAUCCCUGCCAAGGGGCGUGGAGCUGCUCUGGAGGGGCCUCGGCACCGUGGCAGCAAUUGCCAGAGGAGCAGCUCCGAGAGCGAGACGGAGAGGAAGAGGAAGAGAGGAGGCGGCGGCGGCGGCGGCAACCAUGAACAGCGGCAGCAACAAAUGCGACGUGGUGGUGAUCGGGGGCGGCAUCUCAGGUCUAUCAGCAGCCAAGUUGCUUUUUGACUCAGGAUUAAAUGUUAUCGUUCUGGAAGCCUGUAACAGGGUUGGAGGCAGAACAUUCACUGUAAGAAAUAAACAUGUGAAAUAUGUAGACCUGGGAGGAGCAUAUGUGGGACCAACACAAAAUCGUAUUUUGAGGCUGUCUAAGGAACUGGGUCUUGAGACGUACAAAGUGAAUGAAGUUGAGCAUCUCAUUCAUCAUGUCAAAGGCAAAUCUUAUCCUUUCAAAGGACCUUUUCCUCCAAUGUGGAAUCCCAUUGCCUAUUUGGAUUACAACAACCUGUGGAGGACAAUGGAUGAAAUGGGGAAGGAGAUCCCCAAUGAAGCUCCUUGGGAGGCACCACAUGCUGAAGAAUGGGACAAAAUGACAAUGCAAGAAUUAAUAGACAAAAUCUGCUGGACAAAUGCUGCCAAGAGGUUUGCCACGUUGUUUGUAAAUGUGGAUGUUACCUCUGAGCCUCAUGAAGUCUCUGCUCUCUGGUUCUUGUGGUACGUUAAACAGUGUGGUGGGACAACCAGGAUAUUUUCAACAACAAAUGGAGGACAGGAGAGAAAGUUUGUUGGUGGUUCUGGCCAAAUCAGUGAGAAAAUCAUGGAUUACUUGGGAGAUUUAGUAAAAUUAGAGAAGCCAGUAAGCUACAUUGAUCAGACUGGUGGAAAUGUAAAAGUGAAAACUCUGCAUCAUGAAACCUUUGAGGCUCAGUAUGUGAUUUGUGCCAUACCUCCAGCACUUACUUUGAAGAUUCAUUUUAACCCACCUUUGCCUUCCAUGAGAAAUCAAUUGAUCAAUCGGAUUCCUAUGGGAUCAGUCAUCAAAUGUAUAGUAUACUACAAGGAAGCAUUCUGGAGGAAAAAAGAUUACUGUGGUACUAUGAUUAUUGAAGAUGACGAUGCAGCUAUUGGUUUGACGUUAGAUGACACCAAACCUGAUGGAAGCUUCCCAGCCAUAAUAGGUUUCAUCCUUGCUCGGAAGUGUAGAAGAUUGUGUCACCUAACUAAGGAAGAAAGGAAAAUCGAGAUUUGUGAGCUCUAUGCAAAAGUGCUGGGAUCACAGGAAGCCUUACGUCCAGUACAUUAUGAAGAGAAGGACUGGUGUGAAGAACAGUAUUCUGGAGGAUGCUAUACAGCCUAUUUCCCACCAGGAAUCAUGACUCAGUUUGGAAGGAUCCUUCGUGAGCCAAAUGGACGAAUCUUCUUUGCUGGCACUGAGACAGCUACUGAGUGGAGUGGCUACAUGGAAGGAGCUGUGCAGGCUGGGGAAAGAGCUGCCAGAGAGAUAUUGUGCUCUAUGGGAAAAAUUUCAUCAGAAAACAUCUGGAAGAAAGAACCUGAAUCACUUGAUGUCCCGGCCCUGCCAAUCACUACUACCUUUUGGGAAAGAAACUUACCUUCUGUACCUGCACUACUGAAACUGAUGGGAUUCUCUGUGUUCUUUACAGCAGCAUCUGCAGCCGGUCUCUUUGCAUAUAAAAAGGGUUUGCUGGUGCGAAAUUGAAAGCGGUUGUCUUAAUGUGAAGCUGUGUAUCUACAAGUUUGUGUGCAAUCACAUAGUCAUUUUACUCUCACUGAGCAGUAGUUACUGUCAUUCUGAAUUAUCCCAUUUAUUUAUUCUAUGAAAUUUGGUCUUGUGAAAGAGUCCAGUCUGUGUUUUUGAGACUACAUUGGCUGCUAUUAAAAUACACAUUGUAGUGGGAGACCUGGUGUCCUUAUACUUCUUUUUUACACACACACACACACACACACACACACACAUAUAUUUAUAAAGUGGAUAUUUACAGCGAUCUUGUGCAAUGGUAGAACAAAAUCCAUAGUACAGUGAGAGAAAACUGUGUGACACUAUGUUGUCUCCAGAUGUCAGGGGAUUAGAUAACAUAAGCACAGAGAUGUUUGUUAAUAAAGUCCAGGAACAAAAUUCUACCUGGAAUUGAGGGGUCUAAAUUCUUUGGUACUGUAUUUUGGCUUUUUUUUAUCCUGUGGUGUUUUGCAAAAAUUAUAAUUACAAUGCUGGAACAGAAGUGUUUUAAAUAGGGUUUCCCAUCACUAUAGGCACUAAAAAUAUUGGACCUGCAGAUUGAAUAUUCAUUUAUGCAUAUCAGAUGAGUAGAGUCAUCCUGGUCAGAUGCAAAAGAGGGCAGGGUUCUGGCUCCUCCAAUCGUUGCACAUAGGAGGGUAUUUCAACUGGAAUUUUAACUUGAAUAAUUAACUAUACUUUGUCAAAAUGUCCUCUUUUAUACAACUCAUAAAAUCAUAGUAGCCCUGUUCUCUUUUGCAUGUGGCCGCCCAAUAACAAAUGCAAACAUGCAUUCAAAAGAUAGAGAACAAUCUUUGUUUGUAGUUUCAUUUCUGUAUUCUUUAAUCUUUAAUAAUAAAAAUAGCUAGGAGUAGAAUAAAGGAUAUGUAGGACUCAUAUACCCAUGGCAGGGGGAUUAGGAUCUGUUCAUGACAAAGUAGUACACCAUCCUACUCAUUUCCUACUUGGGUUACACGGUUACUUGCUUCCAAACAUUUCUCCAUAACCAUGAGAUUCCAGUUUCAGCUUGAGAUAUUAGAUUGUAUCCAGAUGUAGUCAUGCUUAGAGCAGAUCCAUUGCAAUAUACAAGGUUGUGAUCCUUACAAUUAAAGUGAUCUAUUGAUUUUGAUGAAUUUCUUCUAAAUCUGGAUCCAAGCUUAUGGGAAUUAACCUAGGUGCACCUCCACAGUGAACCAGUGGCUUGGGAGACAGAGAUGUUCCCUGUCAACUUCAUUGUGGAGCAGCUGGGCAGAAGGGACAGUCCCUGAUAACUUGUGAGUACAGAACCAGUGUGAUAUAGAAUCUUGGUUUCUGUUAGUUAGUUGUUAUAGUGACCUUGUUAAAAUCAACAAUGUCAGUACAAUUGGCAUUUCAGAAUGGGACUGAAUUGCCUGCUUUUGCCAAAGCAGAAGCCAUUUCUAUAACUAUAGCUGUGGAAUGGUGAUCUGAAUGUUUCUUUUCAAUUUCAGACCUCCUUUUUAGAGAUCUGAAAGACCAAGGAGUAAUAGGAAUAUAGGCAUGGUGCCCAUUUUCUCAGUCGCCAUCAUGGUGAAUUCAUGUACUCACAAAAAUACUUCUAGAUUCUUUCUUAACCUUCAUAACUUCAUAAGAGAAUAAGCUAUCCACCUGCUUGUCAUAUUUAUAGUUAGUUUUCUCUUCCAUUGAGUGAAAAGAGCCAUAUAUGGCUUUUCUCUUCCUAUCUUUAUUCUUGCAGCAGUUUUGUGAGUUUCAGGCCCGUAUCAUGAUCACCAUGCUCAAUAUAUCCCAUAUGCAUGGAGGUAUUGGGAUAACAAUUCAAAAGGUUUGCUAGGGUAGAUCCUCUCUCACUCAGACUCAGCCCCCCCCCCCCCCCGAAUCAAAAUCCUGGCUACGAGCCUGGUGAGGUUGGUCAGGCUGAGUGAAAGUGAGUAACCCAAGAUCAUCCAGUGAGUAUCAUGGCUCAGUGAAGUCAUGAACUUGAGCUUUCCAGACCCCAGUUUAACACUCCUGAGCAUUAUCCUACAUUAGCUCUGGGGAGUUAUAUCUAUUAUACUAAAUCAUGGCGCUUUACCAACAUUUUGUUAAUUCUUAGAUUGGUGUUUUUGUCACAUUCUCCCUCCUUCAGUUUUUAAAAUUAUCUAUCUUCAUCUCUUUGUCUUGGCUAUAAACACCUUAAUCAGAGUGCCCAAAAGUCAUUAUUGUGAGCUAUAUUUUCAGAGUCCUGUUGGGGCCUAAGUCUUCACAAGUGGAUUUAUGUUUCCAGCAAUCAGAAUUGCACAAUUGCACAAAUUGCUACGUAAUAGAACCAGCAAAGUGUCCAAUGUGCUUAGGUACUCAUACGAAAUGUACACUAAUGUGCAUUGCACAUUGCAUACUCAUGCACAAUGGUUUCAGUAAACAUUGUAAUCAUGUUACACAUCUUCACAUUUCAGUAAAGGGGUUUCUUAGCACCUCUGCUAUAUGGUUAGGAUAAUGUUACAUAACAUAACAGGUCCAUCAAAGAUCAGUUUGCCAUGGUACCAUUAGACUUACACUAAGCAGCUAGGGAAAAGGUUUUGUACAGGGAAUUACCAAGAUGCUUUCUUGCAGAAUGCCUGAAAAAUUACAUGGCAAAAGCUAACGGUGUUACACUAGAAUAGGACACAAAGAUGAUCCCAAUCUCUUUCUCUAUAGGGUAAGCAGCUGACAGAACAAGACGUACUUUACAGAGGUAGAGGAGAAAAGUGCUGCUUUAUGAAACUACUAGGAAGUAAGCAUCUUUGUAGGUCUUCUGUAAUUUGUUCCAUGUUAAUAGCACAUCUGUUUCAUAAGAUGGGACAAGAAAUUAUCUGAAAGAGUUUGUUUCUAGUGGAUGAUCUUUGUGAAUAGGGAAGCAAUCUUAGAGAUAUCUGGAAGGCAUAGAAAAAUAAAACUAAAGUUCAAAAUAUAGUGAAUAUGUAUUUAAUCUUCCUACCUCUUCUCACCAACCUGUGAUGUUGCAUUCAUAGAUAUUCCGAAAAUUAUAUUUUCUUUUUAUUGCUUUUUAACAAGCACUCAGAUGCUCUUGAAAAAUAACCAGAGUUAAUAUUUAUGGUCUGUGGAUUAGAAUAGAUAAUAAUGGUUAUUAUUAUUCCCAGAAGUUUCAUUUUUCCAACACAUGUCAGCUCCUCCUUUCCUGAGAUGAAAGGAAGCCAGUAUUUCUAGGAAAUGGAGCUAUUUAUCAUGGCCUAAUCAGAAACAGAAAUCGCUUGCAUAGUACAUGAGAUCUGAGUUGCAUAACCUGAUCUAUGAGGUCUGGUAGAUGGUUGAUCUUGCCAUUAGGCAAGUGGUUGGACACACUGAACUUUAGCUCUUUAUUUUUACAAGAUUUCUUGGAAGGAAGUCCUACUUUAUUAAUGUUACUUACCCCUGCAUAACCAAAGGGUCACUAUAAACCAAAGUUCACAUCUGUACUGCAGGCUGUAUGCUCCUGUACAAUGUUCACUUCUUAAAGCAGCUAUUAUUGCCAAUCAUCUGUUAAGAAGAAAGGAAAGCAUGAAUUGAAUGGGCUCCAAGAUUGUCUUUUCCUCCUUCUGUCCUACUUACCAAGUAAUUUAUCUUUCUGAGCUGAUAGUAUUCAUAGUGAGGAAGUUUAAAAAGCAAAGGCUCUACACCUUUAAAAAACAGUGUGUUUCAUCUGUAAGGAUUUUUCUAAAAAUCUCAUGCAGAUUCUGAACUGAUGUUAAAACAUAGAUGAGCAACACAAGGUUUUCUUGGUUGGACUAAAAUUCCCAGCAGUCCAAGCGGGAAUGCUGUGAGUUGCAUUGGGAUGGGCAAAGCCACACAUUGCCUACCCAAUGUAAAGUAACAAGAUUUUUUUUUUUAAAAAAUGGGAGAAUCUCUUCUCAAACAUUGGUUACAUGUUUUCAACAUUGCCAACAGAUAAUAGUACCUUAUUUUCUCCAAAACAAAGUAUUUUUAAAUAUACAGGCAGUUGCCAAGUUAUGAACAAGAUAAGUUCUGUAGGUUUGUUCUUCAGUUGAAUUUGUUUGUAAAUCAGAAGUUACAUUUUUAAAGUGUAACUUCAGCCAAAAAUAUAUAUUCUUUAACUUUGGACAGCAUAGGGAAGGGUUAAUGUCCCUAUGGUGUUUGUUUUCUGGUCUGUGCCCCUGUUCAGAAGACUUCACCUCACUUUCUGUAAUCAUUGGAUUUUUUAAAAAAUUAGCUUGUUGUGGAAGCAAGGAUUAAUGAUAAAGCUUCAGUGGAGACACCUUUUCCUCAUGAUAACUCUUUCCGGAGUGAAUUUCCCUUCCUAGGGAUAGAUUUCUUUCACUUCCUGUUGUUUCAGCCCUGUUCUUAACUAUGAGUCCUUUGUAAGUCAGAUGUUUGUAACUCAGGGACUGCCUGUAAUAGUAUUUCCAUCUUGUUUGUGGAGAAAACUCUGUAAAAUAAGAACAGUAGGGAGGACAUGAAUUCGUUUACUGACUCAUGAAACCAAAAGUCCCAUAAUCUAUGUGAGUGCAAUUUAGCUAUCUAGUGGUCUGCUUCUGAACAAUACUGUAUAAUAAGAGGACUAUUAAAAGUGACUGCUCUGUGCUCUAGUCUUUUAUCAUAUAUGGUUGGAAAUCUGCCAUGUUUCUUAAAACCCUGCACAUCGCUGAUUCAGUAAAGGCAACAUAUUAUGCUGUUGUUCAUUUUUGAAUGAAUGAGUCUAUGUAUUAAAGUGUAUGUUAGGUUAGGAUACUCACCUCAAUUAGAAACCAUUGACAUAUAGACCUUAUUGGGCUAUAACUUUGAAGUAUGUGUAUGUGUGUUUGUACAUUCCUCAUGGAUUCUGGAAUGAGCAGGAAGAACAAUAGUGUGCCAGACAAUCUGGUCAUUGCUUGGGCAUUUUGUGCACUUAAGAAUAUAUGUGUAAAGUACUAUUGACAUUGAAUUCAAUUAUGUGUAUCACCUGGAGGCAUGUUUAGUUGCCAGCAGCAGUGUCCAGAAUGGUAUGAUAUGGUAUAGCAUAGUAUGGAGAGUGAUUGCACUUACGCAACAGGGAAUUUAAAUUACCAAGUGCCAUUGUCUUGGGUGAAGGUUGUCAAAGAAGAAAAUUUAAAUGUAUCCUAUAUGGAAAAUAUUUUGGUUGUUACUUUACCUAUUAAAACUAUGGUGAAGAUUUUACCAAGGAAAAAUAAAUAGUGUAGAAGAUAAUGAAGAUGCACAAAAGGAUACUGUUGACUGUAAUGUUAAUUGCCCCUGGUGUUGAUCCAUUUUACUUUAUUUGUAUCUGUUUAUGCACUGUAUUGCUGUAGUAAUUGUACUGCUGAUUCCAUCCUUGAUAUCAGUGUAGUUAGCAAAAUCAAUUGUGGAAUCUGUAAGAGUGAGAGAAUUAAUUAUGGCUCAUUAAUGAAUACCUUUCUGCCUUGUGUCAAAAGAAUAUUCUAUGACAACAUACUCUUAAUGUGUUUUAUUGAUAUGCUUUAAUAUUUUCUAUGAGAUACCUUGAUCGAAGAUAUGAUCUGUAUUAGAAUUCAUAACUGAAAUCAAAGAUGGUCUUAAGAACUGAUGGAAAGAUCAAUGUCAACAUCUUCACACUAUUGAAAUAUACACAUUGAACUUGAUAUAUAUGUAAGGGGUCACUUUAGGACAGGCAUAGGCAAGCUGAUGCCCUCUGUUGUUUUGGAUAACAACCCCCAUCAGCUCCAGAAUCGUCAUUGACUGCCCUUGAAUUGACUGUUUACUUCUGAAGUUCAGAAGAAUCCCAUCCUCAGAAGUCCACGCUGGGCACAUUCAGUAGCCACUCUGUGCCAAAAGAGGACCAUACUACAGCCAGGUUGGACACUGGUGUCUCCAAAGUACUAGGUAAAAAUUUAGUGUAGGCACCAGUGUCCCCACCAUUAUCCCCAUUAGAAUGUUUCUGAAGCAUUCAUUUGUAUAUGGAAGGAACUGUUAUGCAAUAGUCAUAUACUAUUAUCUUGCUGCCACUUCUGUUUUGCAGUGGUAGGCAGACUUCACAACAAAAAAUGUCUUAUUGUAUGUCUGGUGGGUCACCAUAUCUACAUUCAGCUUGGUUGUUCUCAGGCUAUUCAGGCCUAUUGCACAGUUUACAUGUUGCAAAUGGUAACUGAUUUUAUGACAGGUGCUCUUUAUUUCAUUUAUAUCCCAUUGUGUUCAUCUCAGCGAUUCUCUUAGACUUGUAUUUCACACUCAGUUUAGCUUUAAAUUAUAUCAGUCAAAUGCUCUCUGGCUACUAAAGCUGAAUCUUUGGGGGGAAGAAAUUAUAAUCCAUAGCAGCGCUUGCAUAAUUCUACCUGAUCUAUAUGCAACAUCAUUUAGAAUGCAACAUAAAAUAGAAAUCUAAAAUGUCCAUCUGGAUCUGACUAAUAAUUCAUGCAUAAAUUUCAAAAUCUAGACCAGUUUGCCUACUAAUCAAAUGUGUGCCUAGGUGCUUCAAUACGAUUUGCAUCUGAGAGAUGCUUCAGAUCUCAGUGGGCUCAAAGAUUUCCAUUGGGUGGCAGGAUGUACAAAAAGAUUGUUAAGUAAGUAGCACACUGUGUGAUACAGUUGCAUGAAUGCAAGAUUUACCUCAUUUUUCAAAUGAAUUCAAAUGGAAGCCAGGAAAUCCUGCUUAUAUUUGCAUGUAUGGAUACCCAGGUAAUGUGUGAUUUUCAUGGAUUGCAUAGCAUUAUCAGCUCUUCCACCUAUGAUCCUUACUAGUAAAAAACCUACUAACAGAUAAACAUGCCCACAAAUAGCUAGAAAUGGGAGAGUACAAAACAAACUGAUAUUUUGAUAUUUGAAAUAUAUUUGGUUUCUGUUUCCUACAAACACAUACACAAACCAAUUGAAAACUGUUGAUCAUCAUAUCAGAAGCUCGUCUGCUCAAAUGUGAUUUUUUUUAAGUGACCUCAGAAAACCUUUUCAAACUCAGCCACAAUCCUAAUAGAUUUCCCAAAGAUUGUACUUUAUCUCUAAAGGGGAAGGGCUCUCUCUCCUUAGAACAUCUUUUAUUCUGGAACAGCCUUUCCCCCUGAAACAGCCUUUCUGAUGGCUAUUCAUUCAGGAAACUCUCAUUAGCAUGCUAUGUGGCAAUAAGGGAGAAGCUCUAGUACAGAAGAGCAUUCAAGUGGUCAGAAUUAUGUCUGGCAGUUGACUCCUCAAAGCUAAAAUCAGUUCUGCCGAGGGAUGAAAAAAUAUUUGAUUCUAAGAAAGGAAGAAAUGCACACACUAGAAAAUAUGUGUUUAAAAUGGCAGCACUAAUCCACCAGAGACCUACCGGUUACCUUGUGAGCUUAAACACUGCAAUUAAAAAUAGGUUACAAUCCUCUCUAAGUAAAUUUACCCAUUGAUUAAACAGACUGUUCCUUCCAGCAUCCCUUGCCCGAAGCCUUGUCUGCUCAGCUUCCGUUUCAGUGGAAAUAGAAGCAAAAUCUUCAAAGUAAGCUCAUUAUUUUAAAGAAAGUACUUUAAACGUAAUUAAUUAGACACUGAUCUAAACUGUAGCUGAGCAUUUAUCUCGUUUGAUCACCUACCAAUAUAAGUGAUCAUGUUUGUCUGUCUGUUUUGUAAAACAAAAAGUGACAGUACAGUACAAAGCUAUGGAUUUGGUAAGUUGUGGUUUGUUGGUGCCUUAUAGAAUUGUGGUGUUUUUCUCAAGUGCCUGUUGUGGUGGCUGUUUCUGUUGAAUCCAUUAUCGCAUUCCUUUUUUCUAUUUACUAUGUCUUCUGGAUAUUUUUACUUGGCAGUGGUAAACUUUUUAAAAAACAGACUCAAAGGAAUAAUAAAUAUUGCUGCACUAAA
Anolis carolinensis (green anole) is the source of this 9696-nucleotide messenger RNA. Its product is annotated as amine oxidase [flavin-containing] B. The record is from RefSeq and is a predicted model, not a curated record. The coding region runs from base 76 to 1956 and encodes 626 amino acids. Lineage: Eukaryota; Metazoa; Chordata; Lepidosauria; Squamata; Anolidae. Gene Ontology annotation, molecular function: flavin adenine dinucleotide binding; primary methylamine oxidase activity. The transcript has 15 exons. Gene Ontology annotation, cellular component: mitochondrion.